This is a messenger RNA of Camelina sativa (false flax), 856 nucleotides long. RefSeq lists its product as uncharacterized. Gene Ontology annotation, biological process: regulation of gene expression. The record is from RefSeq and is a predicted model, not a curated record. NCBI's taxonomy places the organism in Eukaryota, Viridiplantae, Streptophyta, Magnoliopsida, Brassicales, Brassicaceae. Gene Ontology annotation, cellular component: peroxisome. Gene Ontology annotation, molecular function: RNA nuclease activity.
UAAAUAACCCCUCUGUAACAGUGACCUAAUAACCCCUAUUCUCUCCUCUAGAAACCAUGAGCCAUGAUAAGCUAAACAAGUACCGCCGAAUAAGAUCAGCUCCAUCGCCAUCGCCAUCGCCAAUUUCAAUUCCAGUUGAAACUGUGAGCAGAAAUAUCUUGAGGGAUAAAAUAGGUGUCUUCUGGGACAUCGUGGAUUGUCCCAUUCCUCACGGUCACGAUCCUUUUUCGGUUUAUGAGACUAUAACAUCAGUUAUGGCGGGUGAGGGUUAUACUGAUGCGACCAUGGAAAUAAGAGUUUAUGGUGGGGACAAGGAUGCCAUACCUGCAAAAUUGCGGUAUGACUAUCUUGCUGCCGGAGUCUUCUACCAACCCCAAGUUUCAGGGGGUGCAUGUGGGAGAGUUAAUCAAAUGUCAAGGGACAUUCUUAUCUGGACAAUAGACCAUCCUGAACCUUCAAAUGUGAUGGUAAUCGGGAAAAAUGUCUCAGAAGACAAGAAGUUCCGCAGAGUUCUCGAAGCUUUGAAAUCUAGACAUCACAAUAUUUUUUUCAUAUGCCCUAACAAUAUGCACUCAUUAGAAUUGAUUCGUCCUUUUGUACUCUCAAUAAGGCAUUGGGGACAACUAUUUGAUGGACGAAAACCAAUCGACCAAGCCGAGCAUAGCUGAUACUGAUUCGUAAGGUGCAGCGGAAGGACACGACUAAGGAAGUAGCCAUGAUCAUCCUUUGUUCUGUCUCCCAAUUAUGUGAAGCCUUUGGUUUUGUGUUUUUUUUUUUUUUAAAAUAAACAUUUCAUCUUGUUCUGAUAAACUUUGUUGGGUUAAGAUCAGCUCAGUCGUAAUUAUUGUUUGUUGUA